AUGAAGCAAUUUUGCCUUGUCCUGGCUGCUGCCACUGUCGCUCUACUUGGAUCCGCCAGUUCCAAGCCCACCGAGAAUGCUGGCCCAACUGACGGACAAGUCCUUAACUACGCUCUCACUCUCGAGCAUCUCGAGGCUACCUUUUACAAAGAUGGCUUGAAAAAUUACACGCACGAACAGUUCAUCGCGGCUGGAUUCCAUGAUCCAUUUUAUGAGAACCUUCAGACGGUGGCAUCGGACGAACAGACUCACGUCGAGUUUCUCACCAAGGCUUUGGCCGCUGCUGGUGCCACUCCGGUAGAGGCAUGUCAAUACUCAUUCCCAGCAACUGACGUUAAAUCCUUCGUUGCACUCGCCAAUGUCUUGGAAGGAGUUGGCGUUAGCGCAUAUCUCGGAGCAGCCGGGUUUAUCAUGGACAAAAAGUACUUGACGGCAGCAGGCAGUAUUCUCACGGUUGAAGCUCGUCAUAGUGCAUACAUCAGGGCGACACAUGGACAAGUUCCUUUCGCCCAGGCCUUUGAUAGCCCUCUCGGUCUCAACGAGGUCUUCACUCUUGCUUCUCCUUUCUUCGCAAGCUGCCCACCAAACAACCCAAAGCUCCCUGUCAAAGCAUUUCCAUCGCUCUCUGUGAGCCCAGCUGGUUCUGUGGUGGCUGGAUCAAGUGUUACCCUUACCCCUGGCGCAAUGUUCGAUGCUGGACAUGGCGAUAUCCAUGCAGCCUUUAUCACUGUCACCGGUCCCAUAUUUGUGCCCUUUAAGCAUACCGAUUCCAUGUUCACCCUCGAGAUCCCUAGCACUGUUGCUGGCCAGAGCUAUGUCGUGUUGACUUCGAGCAACUCGACAGUGAGCGAUGAUAAUGUUCUCGCGGGCCCUGCUAUUAUCGAAAUCGGUACCAAAACGACCAACAACUCGAUGACCGCCCCAACAAGCACGAUGAACCCAUCCAUGAGCGCCUCCCCAUCUACCACUGGACCUGCAGAAUUCCCUGGUUUCGCUCUACGUCUUGGGACCAACCUGGAGAGAGUAGCCAUGGGCAUGGUCCUGCAGGUACAUGCGACGAAGCACCAAGUUUGGUGGGGGUUGGUGGGAGUCACUUUUGACCAUCGACAACUUCUCUGCGCUCCCACCUGUGCUUUAUUUAUCUGGAUACACCAGGCAGAGCAAGGCAUGAUGGAUACGCCCACAGAGCUACCGGUCAGGCCAAAGCCCGUUGACGAGAACAAGCCGGCUGAAGAACAGAACCCCGCCGCCGAACAGAAGCCACCAAAAGAAAAGAAGCCAAAGGAGAAGAAGCCCAAAGAGAAGAAGCCAAAGCCUCCGAAAGCUCCCUCUGAAGCGAAACGCGCAGCUCCCGCCGUCAAUGAUCCCGAUGCGAUGUUCAAGGUCGGGUUCCUCGCGGAUGUGUACAAAGAGAGACCACUAGAAGAAACCGUCAACAAACAAGUGGUCACACGUUUCCCGCCAGAGCCAAACGGUUAUCUUCACAUCGGCCACAGCAAGGCUAUGACUAUCAACUUUGAAUUCGCAAAUUACUAUGGCGGACAGUGCUAUUUGCGGUUCGACGACUCCAACCCAAAGGGCGAGGAAGAACGAUACUGCGAGAGCAUCAAGGACAUCGUCAGCUGGCUGGGCUUCACACCUGUCAAGAUUACUCAUACAAGCGACUAUUUCGACCAGCUAUAUGAGCUCGCUGAGAAGUUGAUUCUGAAGGAUAAAGCUUACGUCUGUCACUGCACAGAUAGCGAGAUCAAGGCCCAGCGUGGUGCGGAUGAUACCUCAGACAAAAAGGGUAAUGAAAGAUUCGCCUGUGCCCACCGCGAUCGUCCCACAUCCGAAUCUCUCAACGAAUUCCGCGCAAUGCGAGAUGGCAAAUACCGAGCUCGAGAAGCCGCACUCCGCUUGAAGCAAGACCUGGAGAACCCAAAUCCUCAAAUGUGGGAUCUGUUUGCGUAUCGAGUUGUUGAAACGGACGAUGGCAACUUUGCCAAACAUUUGCAGACAGGAGACAAGUGGAAAAUAUAUCCAACGUACGAAUAUUGCCAUUGUGUUUGUGAUAGCAUUGAGGGUAUCACCCACUCGCUCUGCACCACGGAGUUCGAGCUAUCGCGUGAGUCUUAUGACUGGGUAGUUAACGAGCUCGAUAUAUACAAACCAAUGCAAAGAGAGUAUGGACGCCUAAAUAUCAACGGCACCAUCAUGUCGAAGCGGAAGCUCGUCGAGCUCGUCGAAGGUAACGAGCCAAAGGGAGGUAAUCGAGGCAAAUACGUCAAAGGAUGGGAUGAUCCUCGCCUUUUUACCCUUGUUGGCCUUCGUCGACGUGGAAUUCCUCCAGAGGCAAUUCUAUCCUUUGUAAAAGAGCUCGGUGUUACGAAGGCAAAGACUACGAUAGACGUUAAGCGAUUGGAACAAUCUGUGCGGUCUUAUCUGGAAGCAACGGUACCUAGGCUUAUGCUUAUUCUGGACCCUAUUCCUGUGAUCAUCGACAACCUCCCAGAGGAUUACGUCGAGAUGAUCGAGUUGCCCUUCUCAAAGGAUCCAAACCAUGGCUCUCACUCUGUUCCAUUUACCAAUACCGUCUACAUUGACCGGAGCGACUUUAGGGAGGAAGCCUCAGACAACUUUUACAGACUUGCUCCCGGCGGCUCAGUUGGUCUCCUUAAAGUUCCGUUCCCAAUCACGGCCACAUCCUUCGAAAAAGACCCCGCCACUGGCCUAGUUACCUCCAUCCACGCCAAAUACGACAAGCCAGAGGGAGACGACAAGUUCAAGAAGCCCAAAGCAUACAUCCAAUGGGUUGCUCGCUCCCCCACCCACAACAGCCCUGUCAGCGCUGAAGUGCACAAUUUUAACCCUCUCUUCAAGUCGACGAAUCCUGCUGGACACUCAGACGGGUUCCUGGCUGAUAUCAACCCCGACUCCGAAGAGAUCCUCCCCAACGCUAUUGUAGAGAUAGGCUUCCAUGAAGUGAAGGAGAGAGCUCCUUGGCCUGCAAAUAAGGGCGAGACUAAUGCUGACACCCCGUCGCCUGCGUCUGUUCGUUUCCAGGGCAUGCGCGUUGCAUAUUUCUGCGAGGACAGCACUAGCACGCCUGAGAAGAUUGUACUUAAUAGAAUUGUGACUUUGAAAGAGGACGCCGGCAAGGCGUAA
Molecule: messenger RNA, 3147 nt
Organism: Arthroderma uncinatum
Lineage: Eukaryota; Fungi; Ascomycota; Eurotiomycetes; Onygenales; Arthrodermataceae
Product: glutaminyl-tRNA synthetase
Exons: 10
Coding region: 1-3147 (1048 amino acids)
Biological process (GO): translation; glutaminyl-tRNA aminoacylation
Cellular component (GO): cytoplasm; cytosol
Molecular function (GO): glutamine-tRNA ligase activity; ATP binding
Source: RefSeq, a predicted model, not a curated record